AUGCAGCGACUUGUGCAGCGUGACAAGGAAAUGUCCGUAAUGAGCAAGAGACAAGAGAACAAAGAUACAGUCGAUGACGAAAUUGAUGACGAUCUGUCGCUCGAGGGGUUGGAAUUAGCCACGAUGGAGAAGCAGCUGUCGCAAACACCAAUAAAAUUGGCGUCUCUUCCAGCAAAACGGGCGGUGCUAGCGCUUGAGGGCAGCCCAGGAAAGUAUUGCACGUCUGCUCGCUGUAUUAAUCUGCACUCGCACGAUUCACGAAGUCAUAAGAUCAAUGGCUUCACGGAGACGAAGAUUGGCGGCCACAUGCUGGAUUACAAACGUCCGUUCUGUUAUGACUGGCAGCAACAGCUUCAUGGGCCAUUAACGACCUCUGUAUGGAGCGCAAUGGGCUUUCUUGGAGAUUUUCUUACUGAUUCGGUAGUAGCACUUACCGUGCCGUCGUCACAGGCCAGAACAUCAUUGGCUUAUUCGGCACCAAAGCCUGAAGUGUUGGUGUACUCGGCCGUUAAAAUUGGAGGCCAUCCAUUGGACCACGUGCCGUUCCGAUGUCGCGGGUUACCGUCUAGGCCGUUGCUGGGCUAUAUCCCUGAGACUACGAGGCAAGAGAUGUCACCACCGUUCCAGACGUCAGGUCUUUCGUCCACGGCGGUGACGUACAAGAUUGCACCGAAUGUGACGAACUUGUAUGACUGCAGCCGUUGUUUCAGGCUACGGCAGACACCACGAGUACAGCUUUGUUGUGGACAUCCUGUGUGCGCCAAGUGCGUAUCUUCAUGCACGAUGAAACGUGUAGAGUACAGCGGGACGUGUUUUCUGGAGUGUUCACGCUGCAACGACAUGGUGGCCGUUGAAGCUGUUGCAUUUACCAACUAUAUUAUACGAAUGAAACCAGUUUCAGCUGGCACGGUAUCUAUGCUUGAGACGCAAGAGGCACAUGAUAUGUCGACAUCAUUGACAGGUGCUUGGAAACAGGGAGGCGUUCUUGCGGCGCUGUCUUUUAUCGCUGGGAGAUUCGUCUCUUCGAGUAAAAGUUUAAGUAAAGCUCGACGGAAAAAGCUGGAUACUGUUGAGGAUGCCAAAAGGCUGAUAGCGGAGGUAUUGCCAGAUAAAGCAGAAGAACUGCUAGUGGAUGGAGUUGCAGCUCUGUCGAAGGAAGCAGAUAAAGUCGAUGUGAGUAUUGCAAAGGGCCCUGAGCGAUGGAUUAAACGCGUACAAGGUCUGCAACCGCCGUCUAAACUACUGAAGUAUUCUUUUCUGCGCACGUUGGGUGUUGGGAACUUUGCUGAGGUGAUGCUUGUGGAGAAUCGCAAGGGGAAAUUUACUGUACUCAAAGAAAGUGACAAGCUGUCUGAAGCUGCGAAUGAAAUCAGUAUGUUGUCCCGUGUGCGAAGUCCUCACGUGGUGCAGAUCCAACAGUACUUUAUUGAGGAAAUCGGGCACCGCCACUUUGUGUACAUCGAGAUGGAGUACUGCGACGGUGGUGAUCUGCGGCAAAUGCUUGAAGCAAAGGGACGACUGGAGGCAGACACCUUUGACUCGAUGUUUCGCCAGUUGUGUCUCGGCUUGAAAGAAAUCCACCGCCACGGAAUUGUUCACCGAGACUUGAAACCAGGCAAUGUGUUGUUAAUGAGCGAUGGCACAACAAAGAUCGCUGACUUUGGUGUAUCGACGUACUUGGAAAGCGAUCUACUGACGCAUCAUGCUGCUGGUACCCUAGCAUUCAUGGCACCGGAGAUUCGACGAUAUUUUCUGGGAGAAGUUGUGAGUUACGACUCCAAGGCAGACAUAUGGUCCCUAGGUGCUUUAGCUAUAGCCAUGCUAACGGGUAACCCAGAGCCGCGUGUGGCCACUCGUCCAGUUGAAGAGCUUCUAGAAGAGUUGAAAGAGCAAUCACUAGAUGAGAAGUACACAAUGUUGGUAGAAGGUAUGCUUGCUAUGCACCCGGCAGAUCGGAUAUCACUCGAAACCCUGCUCACAGCAUUCCCUGCAAUGAGUUCUCGGUUGUAA
Messenger RNA from Peronospora farinosa, 2010 nucleotides. Lineage: Eukaryota; Oomycota; Peronosporomycetes; Peronosporales; Peronosporaceae. The record is from the annotation of a GenBank genome assembly.